Molecule: messenger RNA, 3562 nt
Organism: Cuscuta epithymum
Lineage: Eukaryota; Viridiplantae; Streptophyta; Magnoliopsida; Solanales; Convolvulaceae
Source: the annotation of a GenBank genome assembly
AAUUGACCCUUCGUAAAAAUAUUGAAAAUAGAAUCAGAAGUUCAGAACUCUCUCGCGCUCUUCUAACCUAGAUGAACGAUGGCGGCUAGCUGACUUCUUCUACUCCUCACGGCCGAACACCGAACCGCCGUCUAUUCACCCCGGAACGUUGCUGCCUCACCAGUAUCUGUCGCCUCUCUCCACACCGCCUAAUAGGACCUUGGCAGUCCCUGUUCACGGCUGAACGCAGCUUCACCUCUCUCUCCUCACCGCUAAAAGCCGCCUCCUCAUCAGCGGCAGCAGCUCUCCUCCCACAGCCGAACGCCGUUUCAACAUUAUGAUUCAGAAAAAGGUGAAUUCACUGUGAAGACUUGGAACUUGAAGGCUUGGAGCUUCAAAAGAACUUGUGCUAAUUUGCCUCCGAAUCAUUGACGCUUUUAUUAAUUUUGACUCCCUCUGUCAUGGGAAAGAAGAAUAUCAAAAGGGAAAGUGGUGAUAGCCAAUACUCUACCUCCACUGUCUUUGUUUCCAACUUGCCGUUCUCCUUUACUAACACUCAGCUUGAAGAAACUUUCAGUGAUGUUGGCCCUAUCAGAAGGUGUUUUUUGGUAACAAAGAAAGGGACUGCUGAGCACCGAGGCAUCGGCUUUGUUCAAUUCGCAAAUGUUGAGGAUGCAAAUAGUGCUAUUGAGCUAAAAAAUGAGUCAAGAGUUGGAGGGAGAAAAAUUGGAGUCAAACAUGCAAUGCAUCGAGUCCCUCUUGAACAACGUAAAUUAAAGGGAUCUCAAGUUAAUGCAAACAAGAAGGAUCCUCAAGAGAGAGACAGGAAUGAGAGUUUGCCUGAUGAAGCAGUCAAGGCUGAACUAGAUCUGAACUCCCAAGAAGCAGCUGAAAUUGUAGGCUCCCAAACAUGUUCAAAUAAUCCCAGAAGAAAAAGAAAAGCUUCAGUACUUUGGAAGGGCAUGCUUGAUGAAAAGAGUGGUUCAGAAAAGCAGAGGGUUGCUAGGACAGUCAUAAUUGGAGGUAUUCUUUCUGCCGAUAUGGCAGAAGAAGUUCACAGUCUCGCCAAAGGUUGUGGUACAGUGUGCUCUGUUACCUAUCCUCUUCCAAAAGAAGAACUUGAAUAUAAUGGGUUGGCUCAAGAUGGGUGUACAGUCAAUGCUUCAUCAGUGCUGUAUACUCGUGUGAAAUCUGCUCAAACUUCUGUAGCAACCUUACACCAAAGAGAGAUACAAGGGAGGACUAUUUGGGUGCGCCAACUUGGUGGACAGGGUUCCAAGACUAAUAAAUGGAAACUCAUAGUUAGGAAUAUUCCUUUUCAGACCAAAGUGAGUGAGCUAAAGACCAUGUUUUCAACUGCUGGCUUUGUAUGGGAUGUCAAUAUUCCCCUUAAUGUAGAGACAGGUUUAUCCAAGGGUUUUGCCUUUGUUAAAUUUACGUCCAAGCAAGAUGCAGAAAAGGCUAUUAUGACUUUCAAUGGAAAGACUUUUGGUGGAAGACCUAUUGCUAUUGAUUGGGCUGUACCCAAAAAGGUUUAUGUUGCUGAUAGUCAACCUGCUGCAACCUUAGAGGAUGGCAAAAUUGAAGGACAAAAUGAAAGUGAUGAAGGCGAUAACAUUAGUGUUGAUUUGGAAGGUAAGGAAAUAGAGAUUGAUGCCAAGUCCCAACAAGAUCUUAGUAAUGGGAUUGAAGAAGAGGAAGAAGAAGAAGUUGAUGGAGAAGGAGAAGACACACAGCCACAAGUAAAUAUUGAUAUGGAAGCAGAUGUUGCGAGGAAAGUUCUUGAAAAUUUAAUGACAUCCACUUCGAAAGGGAUGGCAGCUUCUUCUGCGGAUGAUGAUUCUUCCAGCUUGCUUGAUGGAGAAAAGAGUGAAGUUAUUAUUCCAGAAAGCUGUAGUAAAGAGAAAAAUACCAUGUGGACUGAAGGAGUAGAAGAUCUGAACAGGACGAUUUUCAUAAACAAUCUUCCUUUCGAUGUUGAUAACGAAGAAGUAAAACAGCGUUUUUCUGCAUUUGGUGAAGUGGAGUCCUUCGUUCAAGUUCUUCACCAAGUCACCAAGCGACCAAGGGGUACCGGAUUUCUCAAAUUUAAAACAGUUGAUGCUGCUGAAGCUUCUCUUUCAGCUGCCAACUCAUCUGGUUUGGGUAUACCACUGAAGGGUAGGCAAUUGAAGGUUUUCAAGGCUGUGGACAAAAAAACAGCGCAGGAUAAGGAGUUAGAGAAAACAAAAAAGGAGGAACAUGACCACCGUAACCUUUAUCUUGCCAAGGAAGGUCUUGUUUUGGAAGGAACCCCAGCUGCUGAAGGUGUUUCAGCAGGUGAUAUGUCCAAGCGCAAGAUAUUGCAUGAAAAGAAGAUGAUCAAACUUAAGUCACCAAACUUCCAUGUAUCAAGGACUCGACUAAUUAUAUACAAUCUUCCAAAAUCAAUGACUGAUAAAGAGCUUAAGAAACUUUGCUUAGAUGCAGUUACUUCUCGAGCUACUAAGCAAAAGCCCAUGAUCAGGCAGAUAAAGUUUUUGGAGGAUACUAAAAAGGGUAAACUGGUAGUCAAGAAUCACUCUCGUGGAGUUGCCUUUGUUGAGUUCACUGAGCACCAACAUGCACUUGUGGCUCUCAGAGUUCUUAAUAAUAAUCCUGGGACUUUCGGACCAGAGCACCGUCCAAUUGUAGAGUUUUCUAUUGAUAACGUCCAUACACUGUUGCGCCAUAAAGAGAGGAAUCAAGAUCAGUCAACUGGGUUUCAUCACAAGAUGGAAAAAAUUAAUGUUGACCCAAAUGGCUCUAAACGUAAGACAGAAAAUUCACGAGAAAGUGAAAAGUCAAGAAAGUGCAAAUCCAACGGUGAGAAAGAAGCAAACACUGAACCAGCCAGAACAGCAAAGAAGCAAAAGCAAAAGAAAGUGUCGAUAGGUUCAAAGGAGGAGAAGCUUAAAGAGAACAAUGGAAAAGGAAAGCUCACGGAUGUUAGAUCUCAACAAAUGAAGAGUGCCCGCACUAAUAAGUCUAUACAUAUUGAAGCCGGGACUCAUAGAUCAAAGGGCAGACUGAAUGAUGAGACUCUUCUGGAGAAACAAAGCAACACCUCGGGGGUAGGAAAAAAACGUAAAAAGAAUGCAGACCCAGUGGGACAGGAUGUGAUGGACAAGCUUGACGUGCUCAUUGAUCAAUACAGAUCCAAGUUCACAAAGGGUAAUUUCGACCAGAAGAGUGGCAACAAAAAGCAGCUGAAGAGAUGGUUCCAAUUAUAACCGUUUUCAUCCAAGUUGCCUUUUGACAAAUAGAAUUAAAAGUUAUGUUGUGCAAUUCUGUCAAAAGAUGCAGUUUUCCCUUCGUUUAUCAUUCAAGUUUGCACUCAAUAGUUUACACUGUAUGUUGUAAACCGGGCCAUUCUCUACUAUUCUACAGUAGAAUAGUAGAAUUUCUACUUCUCUGUUCUUUUUGUAUAUUUUUACUUGGGAAAGAUUGGUUGUGGCAUUCCAAUUACCAAAAACAAUACACGUAGCAUGUUUAGCAUCUAAGAGUAUGAUGAUAUCUCGAUAUUAUAAAGAACAUAUGAUUAGUCCCAAAAUAGAACUUUAUG